GUUUUUUAAGCUUUCUAAUAGCCUGAAAACGCUUUAAUUUCAAUGCUUUGUACUGAGAGUGGAAAAUCAGUGAAACAAAGGAAUGAGGCCUCAUAGUGGAGAAUGAAUGAAUGUCUUUUCACUCACCACCCAGGAAAAUCUGCACAUCUAAGGAGAGCGGAUGAGUUAGUUGUAUCUGGAUCACAUUCUGAGUCAGUGAUAAUACUGGCGAAGGAAUCAUGCCUCUGCAAAAUUAAAUUCCCAGGGUUACAAGCUCGAACAUGAACGUUUGCCCUUGUGUGUUGUCCCCAGGUUUCAGACAUGCCGAGGAGCACCCUGCUGUGCGCGGUCCUCUCACUGCCGUGCGCGGUGCUCGCGCUCCUGCGCGCCCAGCCCUUCCCCUGCCCGCCCGCCUGCAAGUGUCUGUUCCGGGACACCGCGCAGUGCUCCGGGGGCAACGUGGCGCGCGUUGCCGCCCUCGGCCUGCCCACCAACCUCACGCACCUCCUGCUUUUCCAAAUGGGCCAAGGCACCUUGCAGAAUCACAGCUUCAGGGGCAUGACGGUCCUACAGCGCCUGAUACUGUCAGACAGCAACAUUUCCGCCAUCGCCCCUGGCGUCUUCAACGACCUGAUAAAACUUAAAACCCUGAGGUUGUCGCGCGACAAGAUCACUCAUCUUCCAGGUGCGCUCUUGAAUAAGAUGGUGCUGCUGGAACAGUUGUUUUUGAAUCACAAUGCGCUGAAGAGCAUUGACCAAACCAUGUUUCAAAAACUGGUUAACCUGCAGGAGCUCUCUUUAAAACACAAUCAACUCGUUUUCCUUCCUGCUAGCCUCUUCACAACUCUGGGGAACCUGAGAUUGUUGGAUUUAUCGGAAAACAAUUUGAAUUACCUGCCCAAGGGAUUGCUUGGGGCACAGGUUAAGCUUGAGAGACUUCUGCUCCACUCGAACCGGCUCAUCUCUCUGGAUUCGGGGCUACUGGAUAGCCUGCGCUGCCUGAUGGAGCUGCGGCUCGACAGAAACCACCUCCGUUCCAUCGCUCCAGGGGCCUUCGACCGGCUCCACAACCUGAGCAGUUUGACUGUUUCCAGAAACCAGCUCGAGUUCCUGCCCACUGCGCUCUUUCUCCAUUUGCACAAUUUGACCUUCUUGACCCUGUUCGAGAACCCGCUGGAAGAGCUCCCGGAGGUGCUCUUCGGGGAGAUGGAGGGCCUGCAGCAGCUAUGGCUAAAUGGCACCCAGCUGCGCACCGUGCCCGCUGCGGUCUUCAGCAACUUGAGCCGCUUGUCUGUGUUAGGGGUGACCCUGAGCCCACGUCUGAGCGUGCUCCCAGGGGGCGCGUUCCGCGGCCUCGGCAACCUCCGGGUGCUCGCCUUGUACUCCAAUGGACUGGCUUCUCUCCCCGACGGCCUGCUGCGAGGGCUCGGCGAGUUGCGCCAAGUGUCGCUGCGCCACAACAAGCUGCGGGCCCUGCCCCGCGCGCUCUUUCGCGACCUCCGCAGCCUGAUUGCGGUCCAGCUUGACCAUAACCAGCUGGAGACCAUGCCUGGUGAUGUGUUUGGGGCUCUGCCCCGACUGGAGGAGGUCUCUUUGGGGCACAAUCCCUGGCGCUGCGACUGUAGCCUGCAGCCGUUUCUGGCGUGGCUACGACAGCACCCGGGCCUCCUGGGCAGAGCCGAGCCCCUGAAGUGCCACGGCCCCGGGCCGCGCGCUGGCCUGCCCCUCCAGGACCUGCAGGACAGUGACCUGGAGUGCCCGAGCACCCUGGGUGGGUCUCCCCACCCUCCAUCCCCGACCCGGCCGGCCCUGCAGGUGGCCCGCGGCCCCCCAUAUUUGGUGCCCAACAGCUCAGAACCCUGGGCAUGGGCCCAGCCUGUAGCCGAGGGAAAGGGCCAAGACAAUAGCCUGUUCUGGAGUCUUUAUUUUCUGCUUUUAGCUGCUCAGGCCGUAGUAACUGGGGUCAUUAUGUUUGCUAUGAUUAAACUCGGCCGGCUCUUUCCAAAAUUAAUCAGAGAGAAAGUUCUUGGUUGAGUCAAUAAAAAAAGCCUUCCACUUAAUUGAAACAUAACCAGAAUAUUGUUAGAUGUGGUUCUGGGAGAAUCCAGACAGGCCAUCUCUGUCUUCCUUUCUCGUCUCCCUUCGGCCCUCUCCUCUUCCCCAUAUCCCGCCUCUCUGCCACUUCCUGCUACGUCCCUUUUCCCAGAAUAGCCUUUACAUUUGUAAAUUGUGACUGCUUGCUUUACUUCAUCCUUCCUUCCUGUGUGUGGUCCUGGGGAUGUGGAUUGUGUUUACCUCAUCCUUGUGACUUUGUGCCCAGUUGGAGAGGGGUCUCUUCAACGUUUCUGAGGAAGGGUGAAGAUGAGUCAGCCAGUUGCAGGCCAGGACCCGCUCCUGCACACAGAUGUCUGGCAAAUGUGCAAUAAAUUAAUGAAAUGAAUACACGCGAUACAAUUGAUGGUGACUUUUCCUGGGGAAAGUGUGGCUUGUUCUCUUUAUCUACUUUUUCUUGGAAAAGCAGAACUCUUCCAUCUCUUUCCCUUGUCCUAUUUUCUUCUCACUAUUUGUGUCUCUGUGGGCUAUUUGGGAGAGUAACCCUACUCCACUCAUUCAGUGCAUAUUUUCAGAGUAGGCCUACUCAAUGAUAGGGCAAGAGACAAAAGAACACAGGGCCUUCCCUCCAGGAGCUCAGCAUCCAGUGACAGGAGCCAGGACAGCGAGGUCAGGGCAGAGUGCCCAGGAGCAGGAGGAGGACCAUGGGGAGGGUGGGUGGAGCGGAGAUUUGAGAGAGAAGCUCACCAGGAGGUCUAAGUGUGUGUGCGCACGUGCGUGCA
This is a messenger RNA of Phyllostomus discolor (pale spear-nosed bat), 2813 nucleotides long. RefSeq names its product glycoprotein V platelet (gene GP5). The transcript has a single exon. The record is from RefSeq and is a predicted model, not a curated record. Bases 301 to 2013 code for a protein of 570 amino acids. Gene Ontology annotation, cellular component: extracellular matrix. Gene Ontology annotation, molecular function: protein binding. Lineage: Eukaryota; Metazoa; Chordata; Mammalia; Chiroptera; Phyllostomidae.